AUGGUUUAUUACGGCGCCGCCUCGCGUGUCAACUCUGGACGCACCGGACGCGCACCAUCACCUGGCAAUGAUUCUGACGAGGAAAUGAUCAACACAGAGAAUGACACGGGUUACGCUUCGUGGGCUGCAAAUCAGGAAGAAGAUGAGGACGUGGGCGAGCCGUCGGAAGUUGCCCCAACCGAACUCGUCGAUGAGGACGCAGAAGCGGCGCGAUCGAGGCAGCGCUCAGUCACCACCCUGAGCCAUGCGGCACCAGUGACUCCCGUCGUCACCGCGUCAGGCGGACGUGGCCCCACCGUGGCCGCCACUGGGGGCGUCAACGUUCCUGCUGCAGCACCUGCACCAGCCCCAGCCAUGAACGCGGCAAUGGCUGCGCGCCUUCGCGCCCGCGAGCGCGAGAUAGUAGACCUCAACUCCCGGCUCCGCGAGGCACGGCGUACGGGCAACAGAAACGGGACGGAAGGGGAUGCUGACACCCAAGGACAGCGCAACGUGUCGCCAGCAACGACUCGCCAGCGCACACGGGAGAGCAACCCGACUGUCGAGCAACGAGGCCCUGGUCCGCAGCAUGAGCGCGUGUACACUCAGUUCGUGGCACAGGCCCUCGCUAGGGAGACGGCGAUUGUGCGUGGCAGGCAUGGACCUCCUACCGAACAGCUGGACGCAGUUGGGGAGGGGAUAAAGCUGCUCGUGUACGCCACGCGUGUUCGGCGCAUGUCAUUCUGGCCGUCCCCGGUACUUGUCGAGGCGACGAUGGCUCGUGCCCUUCGUCUGCGCACAAGGGCACAGCGUCAACAGCUUCACCUCGUGUGGACCAACGACGCUGCUCGGUCGGGGUGGUUCAUCCGCAAAAUGCAAGUGUUCCGUAACACUCGCUGGGAGCAGGGAAGGGCGUAUGUGUACGUCCUCAACGGGCUGCCAUAUGAGCCCCCGACCUUCUCUCGUGUUGCGGUGCCAGCGGACAUGACUACUAACGGGGUCCCACAAGUCUCCCGCGAGGACUUCAUCGCCCGUCAUCGCGCAGGACCUGGCACGUUCCAGCUGCUCGCGUGGCAUGUCCUCAACGGCCUGCCCUUCGCCGCCGACUCCUUUGAGAGGGGUAUCUACAAGUCAUUCCGCCGAGCAGGCCCACCCCCUCUCGUCCUGAGGACCUAUGUCAUCGCCUUCUGGCUCUACGGGGUGGAGUUUCCGCUGAUCAACGGCGGACAGAUGCCACGGUCUGCGCCUCAGAACGACGAGGCGGUGCGCUGGUACCACGACCGCGUGGUCGAGUGGGCCCAUCGUAGCAUCAUGGCGAGCACCCCGGCUAGUGGACCGUGGUGGGACCCUAAUGCCCGUGCAUGGGCAUUUCGCCAGGGCAGUUCCGUGAUUAUUUCCGAGGACGGCCUCGAGGACAUUUCUCCACUGGCUCCACCCCUGCACCCGUUUCCGGCCGCCGCGGCCGCAGAUAAUGGCGACAACAACGAUACCGAUACCGAUGCCUAG
Molecule: messenger RNA, 1485 nt
Organism: Closterium sp. Yama58-4
Lineage: Eukaryota; Viridiplantae; Streptophyta; Zygnematophyceae; Desmidiales; Closteriaceae
Source: the annotation of a GenBank genome assembly